AUGCAUCUAAUGUGUUUGGCUGCGCUGUUUGUGGUGAACGUCUUCCUGGCCGUCACCAGUAGCGUCGUCGCCCUUGCCAACAUCCCCCGCAACGGGUGGUAUGACUGCCCCCUCAGCACCUUCGAGUUGAAGCCACCUAGUAAAGAUUACAACGCUACAGCAAAUUCCCUGUACAACGAGGAGAAAAAACGUAUCUCCCGCGUCUUUACCCAAUGUGCGGUGUUCGACAUGCCCUUUUGCCACAACGACACGUCAUGCACUCCUGCUCCCGGCAAGACGAUGCCGCUCUUUGUGAAAGGGAUACCAGCGUCCGUCGAGGGAAGCAAGAAGGCGCUAAUCAUGCUGGAAGGCGGUCCAUCCGUGUCGUCAGCCACCUUGGAGUCGCUCAUGAACAAAUUCCACCGCGAGCUGUCUGGUGCGUUUCACAUCUUCACCGUGGACCAUCGAGGCACGGGACGCAGCGGGCUCUUGGACUGCCCGGCGGCCCAAGCGCUGAGCUUUGGAAGCCGCUACAGCAACGAAAUCGCAUUGCAAGAAGUCCCAAAUUGUUUGCGGGACAUCCAUCACCAAUUCGGCACCAAUGCCGCGGCCGCGUACUCCGUCACGAACGCAGCGAAGGACUUGGCCGUGCUGAUCGAGACCGAAUUGGCCGAUUACGACGUGUAUCUGCAUGGGUUCAGCUAUGGCACGAUGCUACUGGAACGCGUGAUGCACUUCUCGCCGCCUCAAGUCAAGGGCUACAUCCUCGACAGCAUCGUCGCCGACCACCGAGAACCGCAAGGGACCGGAAACAACCACGUGUUUAGCAGCUGGGACGACGACCUCAAGGACGUGAGUCAGCACUUCCUGGACCUGUGCCAAAAGGAUACGGCCGUGUGCGGCAAACUCCUAGGCGAAAACGCUACCGCCACCUUAUUCAACCUGUACGACACGCUGGAUUCGAACGCGUCGGCAUGCUCAACUAUCUUUUACGACACACUCGAGAUCAAGCCGUCCAUUAUUCUCCGCGUGUUCUUUUUCAAGCUUCUCCGCGACUUGGACCGCCGCAAGUUCAUCCCGACGUUUGCCACCCGACUACAGCGCUGCAAUGCCCAAGACAAGGCCGUGAUCACCGCGAUUCUAACCAAAAAUGAUCCAGUCGACCAUAGAAUGGCCUUGGACUCCAACAUCAUCCGCGACACCAUAGUGUUCGCGGAGCUGUGGCAAGUUCCCACGCCGUCAAUGGAGGACAUCAUGCAGCAGUACCUGGCGUCGCCUAUGGCGAAGUCCGACCCGGAUGAUGUCGGGCGGUAUUGCCUCUUCACUGGCUCCAACUCGUCUGCGUGUGAGCCGUGGGUCGAUAUGAACGUCCCCCCCUGGACAUACACCCCGGACAAGUACUUCAACAAAACCGCGGCCAUUCCCAUCGGGGUGUCUGUGCUCGGUCUCACGGGCAACUUGGACCCCAUGACCACGUCAAAGCAUGCCCGACGACACUUUAAAAACAUGAAGGGCGACAACAAGAAACUGGUUGAGUUCCCCGUGGCAGUUCAUGGCGUCAUUGGGAACACCCCCCUGUCGGACAACCCCACUGAUCCCGACUGCGGCUUGCUUGUGGUCGCCGAUUUCCUUCUCGCCAACGGCGCGCUGGACGCGAUAAACUUGACCUGCAUGGACAAGGUGCAGCCUCUCAAUUUCGACAUCCCGGACGCCUUGGCCCUCGAGCUGUUUGAUCUGGACGGCGGCGCCAUGGACGGCAAAAUACUCAACCCCGCGCAAGAUGCCAAGGAUUACAAAUCCAAGUAUACUGACAUGAAGGUGUACAAGUCCAAGUAUACGCAGAUGAAGGUGGGCGUGAUUGUCCUCAGUUUUGCAGUCGUCGGCCUUGGUGUUUAUGCGUUCCUGAAACAUCGUGAAGCCAAAGCGACGCGAGGCAAGUACGCAGUCUACGAAGACGCGUGCACGGGCAACGCUUCUUGA
Molecule: messenger RNA, 1959 nt
Organism: Aphanomyces astaci
Lineage: Eukaryota; Oomycota; Saprolegniomycetes; Saprolegniales; Verrucalvaceae
Exons: 1
Coding region: 1-1959 (652 amino acids)
Source: RefSeq, a predicted model, not a curated record